AUGAAUCGCCUCGGCAAUACACAUAACUUUCUUGCCACGUACAGGCAGUACAAUGAAGACACCGAUCAUAUUGCCAGUUGGCUUGCUGAGACAGCUCGGUCUAUCGGAUAUGAGCCCGUAGAGGAGAAAAGUGAUCAGCCUCGCCAAAGAGUGAGGAACAGAAACAAAAAAGCCAAAGGCAAGAAGAGUGCACGCAGUGGAGGUGGUGGAGGAAGCGGUGAAAAGAAGUACUCGAUCAAGAUAGUUCACUUCGUACCGAUUGCAGAAGCAAUCGCAGACAACGAGGAGAAAAUCCUAGUUCCGUUCAAGAAGAAGGCUGUCGAAGACGAGCACGAUAGCAAUGAGCGGCACUACUACUUCAUUACCGUACUGGAAAACGCUUUCCGCCUGCUGAAGCCAUUCAUUUCAUCUGGACCCGAGGCCUACCGCCCUCCUUCAGGAAGUCCAGCCUACGAUGCCAGCGGAGCAACGUCCGAAAACCGCUUCGCGAACUCGACGGUCGAAGACAUCGCGGAUAUUGCCGAAAAGGAGGGUGCUGAAGAGGCGAAGCUACCGGAUUUUGGAAACAAACUCGCACUUGUACAGGAUGAAUCCGAACUGGAAGAAGAGCUGCAGUUUGCUGUCACUCUUUUCAUCCAAGAGCUGCAAAAUGUGACUGAUAUUGCCUGUGCCCAGUGGGCAAAAUACAAGGACGAAAAGGUUGACUUGAUCGUGCCUGCCAUGACUACCGAUUUGGCAAUCAAGUUGGUCCAGAGAGCAGAAACCGAGUUCGAUUUGGUAGUGAAGCGACCAAAGAAAUAUCCCACCAACAUCUUCCCUCUUUGGAGGCUUCUGGAUGUACUUAUUAAGCCUUCUAUCGGCGAAAAGCCUCUGGAAGGCGAUGGGAGCAUCUUUUGGCCCACAUACCUUGGUCUCAAACAAUACAUGGACCUUAUGGUGGACUGGACGCCCAACAAAAAUCUUCCAGCCAUCGUUCCAAAGGAUUUUGGCAACCGAAAAAUCCACGAUGCAACCCUGCGCGCAAUCGAGUUCGCUCAAAUCAUCCGUAUCAUGAUGUUCGGCAAGCAUCCUGAUGUUUGGGACAUGUGCUCUCAGGGCGUGGAAAUAGCAUUCAAUAACCGCAAACUUUACGUAUGGGUCGUCGUCGCAGUACAACUACACAUUGCUUCACAGGAUACCAUGGGAGAUAGAUGUGCGCAUCCCUCGUUUGAAUUGGAGAGCCAUUUCCAAAAGGUUUUUCGCCAACAAAUGCUUAUGACUAGAGACUGGAGGAACCCAUUGCUACCAGAGGAUAUUUACUUCGAUUGUAUCGAGGCAUGGAGCGACACUCUCGGGAAUAUACAGGAGUGGUCUUCACAGGACGGCUUCGAUCAACAAUGGAGUACGCUCGCGCUAAAGCAACAGAUCAAUGCUCAUCCUGUCUUGAAAAUGCUGAGACAGAAGGCGAACAAGAACUACUAUAUGCGUCAUCAUCCGUUGCUUUAUGGAAUAAUGAAGUACGAAAUGUACUUGAAGAAGCAGGCAGCAGGUUUGAAGAUGGAGUAUCAGUCUCUCUCAAUUUCCAAGUUGGCCCAUGUCUACAUCAACGGCCAUCUCCAGUUUGGCGAUGAUCAACCGGUCUGGCCGGACAUGGAGUUUGUUAUCUAUGCGCAAGAUCCAGAGUGGCUCUUUGUUGGCGGUCGUCCGAAAACCGUCGAAGAAGCCCAGAAGAAGUUCCUAAUUAUCAGUGGCUCAAAGGCUGCCAACUCUGCGCGCGACAUUCAAAUCAACAAGCUCAAGAUCGACCAGAAGAACUUGCGCGAGUUCCGUGACCCCAUGGUGUUUGGUACUGGUGUUUUUCUACCACGCAAAAAAUUCAGCAAAGCGAAAAUCAGCGUUGUCACUACCAAGGUGGAGGAAAUUAUCAAUUGUUUGAUUGAGACCAUCAAUAGCCCACAACCUUGGGGUCGGCUCGCUCGACAUAUUAUGCAAAUAAAGCAUGGGAACACAACUGCAUCUCAUCAAGCGACACCUCGCACGACUCUUGAAACUUACGCCCAGUGGCUGGAAGCGGAUCUGAUUGAUUUAUAUUUCGACUGGCUAGGCAUGGGACACAGGUGCGGUGACAUCUGGAGGUCGAUUCGCACAGCUCUUGAGCGUCUUGACACGUGGGACCCAGCUUCCUUCCAAGACAAACCUGCCAUGGAAGCGACGAUCGACAUUCUCACUCGCGAUAGGCAGUAUCCAAAGUUUCUCGGCAUUGCAUACGGGCUACUCCUCAAGACUUUUGAAGGAUAUCCCGCGAAACAGCCAGAUAGUAGGCAUGAGCCCGAUGCUGCCAUUGUCGCGAUAGCCAAGUACAAACCCCAGAUUGCUGCUGUUCUGGAAGCGCCCGGAGAGCUGAGCCUGGAUAAUCUGUAUGCACACUGGCGCGAACAAGACUGGAAGCCGCGUUGGGAGAAGAUGAAGACCGCGCCAGCGAAUGAGUUGAAGGACAUGUUCAUAGAGUCAUUUUUCAGUUCGUUCAUGUCAAAGGAGAAGAAGAAGCCAAAGUUCAGCGCACCUGUCUCAAAAGAGCGAUCUGCGAUGGACAUGAUGCAAAGCAUGCUGGCGCAUCUCGCCGCUAGUACGAGAGAUCUGCCGCAAGAUGACUUGGAUCCUGAGCUGAAGGAGGUCAUGAAGAGGAAUUAG
This is a messenger RNA of Pyrenophora tritici-repentis Pt-1C-BFP, 2670 nucleotides long. RefSeq lists its product as uncharacterized. The record is from RefSeq and is a predicted model, not a curated record. Lineage: Eukaryota; Fungi; Ascomycota; Dothideomycetes; Pleosporales; Pleosporaceae.